AAAGUUGCUCAUCAAACUUCAACCCAUAUCUUUUAUAUUGCAAUCGUGAUGGCCCCAAAAUUUGUGGAUAUGAUAAGUGAUAUAUUCUCAAAACCUUCCAAGGCCAUGAGAGAAGCCAUGGCCAAUGCUGAUGUAGGAGAAGAUCCGAUGGUUCUAGCUUUAGAAGCAAAAUGUGCAAAACUUCUUGGCAAAGAAAAGGCCUUGCUUGUUUCUACAGGGACCAUGGCAAAUUUAUUAAGCAUUAUGAGCCACUGUCAGGAGAGAGGACUCGAGGUUCUGAUGGGGGAUAAGUCUCAUUUAUAUUUAGCUGAACAAGGCCACGUUGCUCAGUUGGCUGGAGUUUUUCCAAGAAGCGUCCCCACUCUAAAAGAUGGAACUCACGAUUUAACCACAUUAGCCGAGACAAUAUCAACAUCAGACGGAAAUGAUGUAUGUAGAACCAAAGUUAUCUGCCUAGAAAACACUCAUACUUUAUGCGCUGGGAGUAUUUUACCGUUGGACUUUUUACAAAAGUUGUACAAUCUAGCCCAAGAAAAUGAUAUAAAGGUUCACGUGGAUGGCGCACGUAUUUUGAAUGCAGCCGUUGGACUUGGUGUUCCUGUUUCAGAGAUAACAAAAUUCUGUGAUUCUGUCACUUUUUGUCUUAAUAAGGGAAUUGGUGCUCCAUUUGGGUCCAUAGUAGCUGGCACUGAAUCUUUCAUCAAAAGAGUCAGACGAUGUCGUAAAGCCCUCGGGGGUGAAAUGCCUCAACUGGGUAUGGAAGCUGCAGCAGCUUUAUAUGGUUUAGACGGAGCUGAAGAAAACAUUCGGAAGGACCAUUUUCUAACAAAAAAACUGGUCAACGGUCUGAAAAAUCUUUCUUCUUCAUUGGUGACAAUAGAACCAGAGGAAGACCAAACUAAUCUCGUUUUUAUUAAAAUCGAUAAAGAAAUGUCUUUCAUCACUAACUUAACAGAACGUUUAAUGACGACCACAGAAGCUGAAGUGAAGGAACUGGGUAAGGAAAUCCAUGUGGGUUGCAAACUUAUAGGUAAAGAUAUUCGGUUUGCAAUUUGCUGUAAUAUAAACGAAGAAGACAUAGAUGAUGCCAUCAAGAAAGUCUGUUAUGUUUUUAAUGAAAUUCAUUUCUGAAAUAAUUAAAGAGUAGUUAUAUUUUAUAGCUAUUAUAUAUAUAUAUAUAU
This is a messenger RNA of Octopus sinensis (East Asian common octopus), 1181 nucleotides long. RefSeq names its product probable low-specificity L-threonine aldolase 2. Gene Ontology annotation, biological process: glycine biosynthetic process; L-threonine catabolic process. The transcript is spliced from 10 exons. Lineage: Eukaryota; Metazoa; Mollusca; Cephalopoda; Octopoda; Octopodidae. Bases 49 to 1131 code for a protein of 360 amino acids. The record is from RefSeq and is a predicted model, not a curated record. Gene Ontology annotation, cellular component: cytosol. Gene Ontology annotation, molecular function: L-allo-threonine aldolase activity.